UAUUAUUUCAAAUCACAAUGUCAGAGAAUUAUAAUGCAUUAAAUAUUUUGCUUUGUGGUUGACAAUAAAUUAUAAUUUAUACUAUACAUAAUUUUAUUUAAUAUAUCACAGACAAAAUAAUAAAUAUUAACAAUAUUGUUAAAUUGUAUAAUUUAUGAUAUUAAUACCAAUUUAAACUUUUAAGAUAAUUAAAAACAGUUGAAGUAAAGGUUAUUCUGUUCUGUUUUGACAUUUAAAUUAAGUCUUACAUUAUUUGCCAUGGAUCAAGAGGGUAUUACAGACUCACGAAAAAUUAACUUUCAAAACAACCGGUUGUGUUAUGUUGGCCAAGAUGUUACAAGUAUUCCAGAAAUAUUGGGUAAAAUGUAUGGAUCCAAAGUCAGAUCUUUGGAUCUGAGCUUCAAUAGUUUGACUACUUUAAAUCAUUCCGAACUAUUUCCUGAUUUAGAAGAGCUUGUUUUAGAUAACAAUAAUCUAGAUGAUACUAUUAAAUUACCUUAUUUACCACAUUUACAUAUACUCUCAAUAAAUAAUAAUAAAAUCACGGUUUUAGAAAACUUGGUUACACAGAUAAAAUAUAAUAUGCCUUCCUUAAGAUUUCUCAGUUUGAUUGGAAACAAAGCUUGUCCAACACAGCUAAUAGAUUUUGAAAAGGACGAAAACGAUUAUAAAAGAUAUAGGUAUUUUGUUUUAUAUUAUUUACCAGAACUUAGAUUUCUUGAUUCAAGACCAGUUACUAAUGAAGAACUAGAUACUGCUUUAACUAAAGGCGAAUUCACAAAAAUCAUUCGCCCACGUUUUGAAAAUGAACCACUUCGAUUUGAUUGGAAAUUAUCUCUUGGAUCCCAACCUCGACCAGAUACUUCAAAUAUUUUCUCCCCGCUUUCUGUUUCACCAACACAAGAAAUACAUCAUCAAGCUGCAUAUGGCCGACGUCGAUACCGUUAUGCUGGAAAACAUUCAGAGGGCAACCGUUUUAUUUUGAAUAGAGAUUUAUAAAGUUUGAUAAUAACAUUUUAACAUUAAAAUACAAGAUUAUAGAUAUAACAAAUAUUAAUUUUUCAUAUGAUAUAUUAACAUAAAUAAUUUUAAGUAAGUAAUUAACUUUCAAGAUGUUUAUAACCUUAAUAAUUAUUAUAUUUCUACAGAAUUAUCUGUUUGAAUUAAUAAUUGUUUUUGUAAAAUGUUAAUGAACUUAAAUUGAAUUUAUCAAAACUGCAAAGAUCAAAUUUUACUUAGUUUAUAUUUGAUAGCACAGAUAUGUUUAGCUUAUGUUCAUAAAAUCACUCAUAAUUGUUUGGUUUUGGUUAUUUUUAUUGUUAGGAAUUAUACAUGUAAUUGAUCUGUAAUAUUUUUAUUUAAAUAUAUGUUAUAAAAUAUUUUUAUUUUAAAA
This is a messenger RNA of Aphis gossypii (cotton aphid), 1393 nucleotides long. RefSeq names its product leucine-rich melanocyte differentiation-associated protein-like. Gene Ontology annotation, biological process: melanocyte differentiation. The record is from RefSeq and is a predicted model, not a curated record. The coding region runs from base 259 to 999 and encodes 246 amino acids. The transcript has 6 exons. NCBI's taxonomy places the organism in Eukaryota, Metazoa, Arthropoda, Insecta, Hemiptera, Aphididae. Gene Ontology annotation, molecular function: protein binding.